AUGAAUGGAGCGACAGCCACAGCUACAGCAGCGGUCGGGGCCGAGGAGGAGGGCGGCGCGCGGGAGGGCUCGCGGCGGCGCGACUCGGUGGAGAGCGCGGGCGACGGGCGGCGGCGCACGAAGGUGUCGCGCGCGUGCGACCAGUGCCGGCGCAAGAAGAUCAAGUGCGAGUACCAGGAGGACGCGCAGAGCUGCAGCGGGUGCCGCAAGAACAGCGAGCGGUGCGCGUUCGAGCGGGUGCCGCUGAAGCGGGGCCCGUCGAAGGGAUACACGCGGGGUGAGGGGGCCGGGGACGGAGCGCGCGAGACGGAGGGGGCGCGCGGCGAGUUGGACACGUCGAGGGCGGACGGGAAGGCCGCGCCGGUGUCGCUGCCGCCGCUGCACUACUACCUGCCGAUUUCCAACGGGCAGCCGGGUGGGGCGCCUGCGCAGGCGCCUGCGGCGCCAUUUCCGCCCAUGAAACAGCAGUUCUGGAAGGUGCCCUACUACGAGAACCAGAUGCAGCGGCGGUCGUCGCUAGAGUCGGUGAACAGCGACGCCUCUGGCCCGCAGAGCCAGCAGGAGACGUACGCGGCGUCGAGCGCGUCGACGUCCUCGCACCAGCGCACGUCGCGCAGCUACUUCCCGAGCUCGGACGGAGCCUCCGCGCUGUUCCAGGAGCCGUGCUCGUCGAGCUACCCGCCGCCUCUGGUGCGAUCUUCGUCGACCGGCGGGCAGCUGCAGCAGCUGCCGGCGCCGCAGUACCCGUAUUCGCAAUUCGCGGUGGCGCUCAGCGGCUCAACGUCUGCGUCGAGCCAGAGCGUGCAGCUGCGAACCUCGGCGACGGGGAGCACCAGCCUGCCGGAGGACAGCUCGCCCAGCUCUUCUAACGCAUAUUCUCCACAGCUGCGCGCCCAUUGCAUGUCAGAGAGCUUGACGACGCCGACGGCCGGCUCCAAGACCGGCGGGUCCGUGAAGCGCCGGAAACGGCUGUCUGAACCCGCAGAUCCUAUCGUGCCGCUGAGCGCGCGGGAGCCGCGCCAAGCGGGACAUAUUGGGCUUCCAUUACAAGCGCAGCAAGCGACAGGCAAGACAGGCGUUAUCUGUGGGAAGCUGUCGGACGCAGAGCUUAUCGACGCGUACUAUGAAUAUGUCCAUGUCAACUAUCCCAUCAUACCCAUCAACAAGGAAACACUGACGAAUGAAAUUCUGCUGGUAAAUACGCAGCCGAUAUCCGAGGUCCACGAGAUGAACAACUACAUUCUCUACUGGUUCCGUGUCGCGCUCGAGCUUCUGCUACAUGUGGCCUCGGACAAGACUAACCAGGACACAGCAAGUGGGAUGGACAGCAACGCAGUGCAUGACGGCGGCCUCUACGCGCACCGGGGCGACUUCAAACAGAACGAGGAGCACCACGUUCCGCAUCAAUCGCAGCUGCUCGCGGCACUCAACGAUUGCUUCCGCAAGCUCCUGGACAUACACCCCAAGAUAUGCGCAUACCAAGAGAGCACCUCGCCAAAGGUGACGACAAUCUACCUCAGCACCUACAUCAUCAUCAACUACAUGCUCGCGAUGCUGGGCGAGGACAACACAUUUGUGCUCGGUACGUCCGUCACCGUCUUCAACGAGUUCAAGAUCUACCGGUUGCUGGUGCUGCACGAAGUCGCCGACGAGCCCGGCGACGACUCAGCGGACGUCGAGCGCCACGGCUUCGAGCUGCUCUACAAGCGCCUUUACUACAGCCUGCUCGUCUUUGACGCGCUCCAGAGCUGCUGCUUCGGAGCUCCCCGGCUCGCAUCCCUGCCGAUCUCGCACCUCGUCGAGCCCCUCUUUGCCCCGCCGCCACCCCUCGACUCCGCCAAGUGGGCGGUCGAGUCCGACGCCGCACGCCGCGAGCCCCUGCUCGCCAGCAUCCGCCUUGGCGCGCUCCUCACAGAGCUGUGCGAGACCCGCGUGCUCGCAGGCGCGCUCCCGCGAGCCCCCACGCCCGCCCUGCGCGCGCCCCGCCCCUUCCGCGUUGCCCCGCCCGCAGACGACUCCGUGCCCGGUGCCUUCUUCCACGCCCUCGCCGCCCAGCGCGCCCUCCUCGACCGCCUGCUCGCCAUCCCCGCCCACCCCGCCUUCGCCGCAGACGCCCCGCCCGACGCGACCGUCGACCUCUGCGCCCAGCUCGGCGACGCCAUCUGCCGUUUCACCUCCUGCGUCCUUGACACCCUUGUCCGCGCCGGCCCGCGCCCCGCCUCGCCCUUCGCCGCCGCUCUCUCGCGCGCCCUCCACCACGCCAUCAACCUCUCCCGCAACAUCCCCACCUCGCUCAUCGGCUGCAUCAUCGGCACCGCUGUCCACCACUCGCGCGACCGCGACCUCAUCGUCGCCCUGUCCCGCUGCAUGAGCGACAUGAUCCAGAUCCAGGGCCUGACCCACUGUCUGCGCCCCUGCGCCCCCCCGCGCCCGCGUGCCCGUGUCUCCUGCGACCUCCGCCGUCUCUACGGCCACGACGGGCCUCCUGCCUCGCCCCAUCAGGUCAUGCUACACCAGUUUAUAGACAUCGCCUGGCGCCUGCUCCGCAACGACGAGCUUGGCUGGUUUUGA
Molecule: messenger RNA, 2571 nt
Organism: Eremothecium gossypii ATCC 10895
Lineage: Eukaryota; Fungi; Ascomycota; Saccharomycetes; Saccharomycetales; Saccharomycetaceae
Gene: RGT1
Product: Rgt1p
Exons: 1
Coding region: 1-2571 (856 amino acids)
Cellular component (GO): nucleus
Molecular function (GO): DNA-binding transcription factor activity, RNA polymerase II-specific; zinc ion binding
Source: RefSeq, marked provisional